Messenger RNA from Portunus trituberculatus (swimming crab), 1742 nucleotides. RefSeq names its product exopolyphosphatase PRUNE1-like. Gene Ontology annotation, molecular function: exopolyphosphatase activity. NCBI's taxonomy places the organism in Eukaryota, Metazoa, Arthropoda, Malacostraca, Decapoda, Portunidae. The transcript is spliced from 10 exons. The record is from RefSeq and is a predicted model, not a curated record. The coding region runs from base 110 to 1249 and encodes 379 amino acids. Gene Ontology annotation, cellular component: cytoplasm.
CUUGUUUAUGUUUGUCAGCUGACUGGCAAGCGUCUUGGCGGUGGUGGGCAGAGAGUCGGGAGAGAAUUCAUGGAAAAAGACACCGAAAGAAUAUUUUGUUUGCCAAUGAAUGUGCCCAAUAGUUGACUUUAUGAAUGCCAUCAAGAAAACACUGAGUGCCCGCUGGCCAGCCCUCCACGUGGUACUUGGGAACGAGUCAUGUGACCUGGACUCUGCCGUCAGCGCCAUCGUGUACGCCUUCCUCCUCCAUUCCCUGCAGAAUGGCGAGGAGGCGGUGGGUGUGGUGCCCGUGCUUAACAUUCCUGCCGGCGAGUACCCACUCAAGACGGAGGUGACCCACUGGCUGCAGAAACAUGGCAUCCUCCAGAACUCUCUCAUCUUCAGGGAUGAGGUGAAUCUGAGCCGCCUUCAGGAGGGCGGCUCGCUGAGAGUGACCCUCGUAGACCACCACGUGCUGCCCCCUGCCGACGCCUACCUGGAAUCCUCGGUGGUGGGCGUGCUGGACCACCGCCCCUUAGACCCCAACGCCCCGACCAACGAGAGAGUAACGAUGAUAGUUGAGCCCGUGGGAUCAUGCUGUACCUUGGUGGCGGAGCAGGUGAUGGCCAAGAACCCCGCUCUGUUGGAUCCCGUCACCGCCAGCCUCUUGUAUGGUACCAUCAUCCUGGACACUGUGAACCUGAAUCCUGCAGCCAAAAGAGUCACGCCUAAGGAUAUUGAAGUAGCAUCUCAGCUGGCCCGCCUCAUGUCCCCGCCCCCCAGCAGCUUCCGCAUCGUGCACCACGCGUCUGGAGGUGUUCAGGAGCUGACGGAGGCCAAGGCUGACGUGUCUGGCCUCACCUGCGACCAGCUGCUGAGGAAGGACUUGAAGGUGGCGACUGGGGGCGGCCUGCGUGUGGGCGUGGCCUCGGUGCCGCUGCGAGUGACGGAUUUUCUGGGGAGGAGUGAGGGCGGGCGGUAUCUGGCGGAGCACCUGGUGACGCAAGGCUACCAAAUGCUGCUGGUCCUCGGCGUCACCAUCACGCAGGAGACGGUGACGAGGGACCUGGCCGUCUACUGCCCCGACACCCACAUCAGAGAGCAGGUGACGUCAGCGCUGGUGGAGGGGCAGGGCGGAGUUCUCCAACUGGCGCCCCAGGAGUGUGAGGACGUGGAGGGUUGGGUCGCCUUCCGCCAGGGCAACGUGGGCGCCUCCAGGAAGGUGGUGAUGCCUAUCCUGAAGGCGUGGCUGGCGACGAGGACCUCUUAAAGUACUUACCAGCAUCUACACACACACACACACACACACACACACACACACACACACACACACACACACACACACACACACACACACACACACACACACACUCGGCUUGCAGUAGACAUCUAAGUACUUAAAAUGACACACACACACACACACACACACACACACACACACACACACACACACACACACACACACACACACACACACACACACACACACACCUGCAGCAUCUUUAUCCCGGUGUGUGUUUAGGCUUAACGUCCUGUAUGUUUUUCUCUGUGUUGUUUGUUUUAUUGUUUUUUUUUAAUCACUAUUACUGUUUUUACCGCGUGCAAUCUCCAAAUUUUUGACUCAGAGUACAGCUACAUGCUCUUUUUGUUGUUUUUUUAUUUAGUUGUUGUUGUUGCUGUUGUUGUAGCUUUGCGACCACUAACUAACAUUAUUUUAAUUGUUUUAAAAGAGAUUCAAAAUAUAUACGUACUUAAAUAACAAA